AUGGCGGCGGUGCCGCCCCAGCGUCCGCCGCAGACGGCGGCCCUUCUGGCCCUCCCCUCCAGCUCCGGCGGCGGAGGCGGCGGCCAGACAGAGGAAAUGGAGGACUACUACUACUCUAACGACAACAACAAUUGUAAUAACAACCCGUUGAUUAGCAGCUCCGGCAAGAAAAGAUUCAGAACAAAAUUCACCCAAGAACAAAAGGACAAAAUGUUGAGUUUUGCAGAGCAUUUGGGGUGGAGAAUUCAGAAGCAAGACGAAGAGAUUGUGCAGCAGUUUUGCAAUGAGGUGGGCAUCAAAAGGCACGUGCUCAAAGUCUGGAUGCACAACAACAAGCACACUCUUGGUAAGAAAACCUAG
Messenger RNA from Striga hermonthica, 360 nucleotides. NCBI's taxonomy places the organism in Eukaryota, Viridiplantae, Streptophyta, Magnoliopsida, Lamiales, Orobanchaceae. The record is from the annotation of a GenBank genome assembly.